AUAAAAUUACUUGCAUUAAUCUGAUCAUCCCAUUUCUGUAGCGAAUCAAUUACAGGAUGACGUCGUUUAAGUUGGAGAGUAGUGAAGAAAACAAAGAGUACGUAGUAAUGGGCACGGAAUUAGUCCCGAUUGAAUUCUUCAUGGAAGUCGACGAUGAUCAAGAAGAAGAAGAGGAAGAUGACGAUGAUCUUUUCGAAAUCGAUCUGAAUGUCGUAAAUUACAUCAAUCCGCCGGAUUAUUACUGGGAUUCCGUAUAUUUGAUGGGAAAAGCUACUACUCAUCAGGCUCUUCUGGCAAAUUGUCUGUUACCCAUUUCUGAUAUUUCAAGCGCAGUUCCGGCGGCCGCAAAACCACCGUCAUUAUGUGAUCAUCGUCAUCGUGCGAUAUUAAUGUCAUGGGCAUCAUGGCCGUCCGAUGCUUCUCUUUUUCGGAGCGAGUCAUCCAUGGCUGAAGAAGAAGUUGAAGAAGACGACGACUUCAUGGGCUUCUCCUCCUUCGAUUCUUUCGAAUUCCCGCAAUACAGAUUGGAAGCCAUCCGCGCGUGAUCCCAUAUCAAACAUUUAAGUUAAUACUACUAUUUACUAGUAUUAUUACAUUAAAAAUAUGUUUUUGAGAGAGUUUGUAUGAAUAGUUUCUCGAUCUCAUUCUUUCAAUAAUUUACAUCUAAGAUUAUAUUUUCGUAAAACCCAAAAAAAGAAAAAAAAAGAAGAAGAAACUAUAAUGAGCUUGAUACAUUAAAUUUUUAAACAAUCGAAUUCUAUGCAGUGAUCACAAGUUUGAUACAUAGUUUAUAAAUUAAUUAUCAUUAUUUAGCUCUGUAUAUUUUUAAAGCCGGUG
Oldenlandia corymbosa var. corymbosa is the source of this 837-nucleotide messenger RNA. Lineage: Eukaryota; Viridiplantae; Streptophyta; Magnoliopsida; Gentianales; Rubiaceae. The record is from the annotation of a GenBank genome assembly.